UUUUUUUUUUUUUUUUUUUUUUGCAUAGGGACCUCUGAAUUAGGUUGGAGAAUUGCCAAGUUAUCCAUGUCCUAAGUAUUUGGGGGAACUUUGUGAAGAGAGUCACCUUUCACUCCCAGCACUGACCAUGCCCUACCACCACUACUCCAAUACUACCAGUGCUUCCAUCACUGCUGCUACUGUGUCCAGCUAGUUAAGUGCCUGCCGUAUAUCAGGCAUUCAAAAUACUGAGGCCUGUGUCUCAGACCUGUAAUCCUAGUUAUUUUGUUGAGUGAGGCAGGAGGGUUACAAGUUCAAAGCUUGCCUGGGUUACAGAGUGAGUUCAAAGCCUCCAAAAGAAUUCAAGGCCAGCCUUAGCAACUUACGGAGACCCUGUGUCAAAUAAAAAAAGGCCGGGAGUAUAGCUCAGUGGUGAAGUGUUUGCCUGGCCAGCAUGUACAAAGGUCCAAGUUUAAUAUCCAGUACUGAAUAAACAUAAAACCAAGCAUUGUUACUUAUCUUCAAAGCUGCAGCUCUCUGAAUGCCCAGGCACAUAAUCAGUACUGAUGUAGGGUAUGAAUGGAGUGAAGAAGGUGGAAGUAUUGUUCUGGGUCCCAGACAAAGAAAUCUAAUCCCAGAAGACAGGAGAAAAAAGGAAAUUUAAAUGAUGUCUAACCAAAGUAUAAUAAUUUCUUCAAACAGAGGCAAGGAAAGUGUAGUUUCUGAACUGGAUGAUGGCAACAUUACAGAAUUACGAAGAAUCUGAAAAGGGGACAAAGAAAACCUUUGCUCCACCUACACAAAAACCACAUAUCGUGAAACCCCAGCCUAAGUCAUGGAAGGAGGAGACCCUGGGGACCAGUUCUCCAGAGGCUGAGGCCAAGCCAAGCCGCCCGAAAGCCAGCUCAAAGAAGAGGGAGCAGAAGACAGCCACAGAGCAUGGUCCAAGUGGGGGCCAGGAGAAAAAGCAAAAGACUCAAGACAAGCUGGCUGAGAAGAAAGGAAAGUCUCUGCAGGAAAAACCAACUCUUACCAACGCAGAAUUUGAGGAGAUUUUCCAGAGUGUACUACAGAAAUCCCUGCAGGAGUGCUUGGAGACUUCCUGUGCCCAACCCAUAAUACCUACCAAAUCAGACAGAGAACCAGGAAUUGCUCCUUCAGCAGAUAAUGAAAAUGCUGAUGGGGAGAAGGUAAUAGUACCUGAUACUCCAGAGAUUGCAUCUUCUCUCGAAGAGGAAGUGAGCUCUGAGACAAGGACAUCUAAGUCAGGCCAGCCAGUUACUGAACCCUCUAAGAAGAAAUUCAACAGACUUUUUUCAAGCAAAAGAAAGAAGAAAGCUGAAGAUGAGAAAAUCCAAGAUGGACAUGGGUGCAGUCUGAAAGACAAACAGAAAACAAUGAUUCAGGAUCAUUCUCAGAUCAGGGGCCAGCAGAAAGAAGAAGGUGGUGGUUUUGGCCAGUGUCUCAUCUGGGUCCAGUGUUCCUCUCCAAAGUGUGAGAAAUGGAGGCAGCUACGUGGAGGCAUUGAUCCCUCAGUUCUCCCAGAUAACUGGUCUUGUGAUCAGAACCCAGACCUGAACUAUAAUCGCUGUGAUAUUCCUGAGGAGACCUGGACAGGGUGUGAGAGCGAUGUGGCCUAUGCCUCCUAUGUUCCAGGAUCCAUCAUCUGGGCCAAGCAAUACGGUUACCCCUGGUGGCCAGGCAUGAUAGAAUCUGACCCUGACCUGGGGGAGUAUUUUCUUUUUGCAUCUCAUCUUGAUUCCCUGCCGUCCAAGUACCAUGUGACAUAUUUUGGAGAAACAGUUUCUCGUGCGUGGAUCCCAGUUAGCAUGCUGAAGAACUUCCAGGAGCUGUCCCUGGAGCUAGCCAGAGUGAAAAAAUGCAAGAACAAGGACUAUGGCCAGAAACUGGAGGCAGCCAUAAGGAUGGCUCACAAGGCAGAGCAGAUCAGUGUUCAGGAGCGGGUUAACUUGUUUGGUUUCUGGAGUCGAUACAAUGGAUCUGACGGCAGUGGGGAAGGGAAAGAUUUGAUGGUCUGUGAGCCCAGCAGCCCCGAGUGUUGUCUGGAGAAAGAGAAGGACUCAGAGGAGGAGAAGGAGGAGAAAGAAGAGAAGAAAGACCCAACUUUGCCUAGACCCAAGCCAGCUAAAAUACAGACCAAAAAAACCAAGUCAAGAGGCCCAUCAGGAGGACCAGCCGGGACUUCAAAAGAGAAGACUGUGAAGAAGUCUCUGGGCAGUGAGUCUGCAGUCCCUCCUGGACCUGUUAUGGGAGGGAAAGAAGAACAGGGGAAUUUAGACCUGGACCAUCCAGGUAGGGAUCAGAGACUCGAGGGCCAGGGGGAAAUGAAGACCUUGUCUGCAUCUCCUCUCCCUGGGUCAUUUCUGAACAGUUCUAUAACUCUUCAUGCUUUUGUGCUGCAGUAGGAGGAUUAUCAAGUUGAGGCUGGCCUGUGUUGUAUAUAAGUUCUAGGCUAGCAUGGGCUACAUAGUAGGACCCUUUUUCAAAAACAUCAAAAAAAAAAAAAAAAAAAAAAAAAAAAA
Messenger RNA from Peromyscus leucopus (white-footed mouse), 2522 nucleotides. RefSeq names its product zinc finger CW-type and PWWP domain containing 1 (gene Zcwpw1). The record is from RefSeq and is a predicted model, not a curated record. Gene Ontology annotation, cellular component: nucleus. Gene Ontology annotation, molecular function: zinc ion binding. The transcript has 15 exons. Bases 711 to 2405 code for a protein of 564 amino acids. NCBI's taxonomy places the organism in Eukaryota, Metazoa, Chordata, Mammalia, Rodentia, Cricetidae.